ACCUACACCUGGUUCUGCGCAAGCACGCGGCGGCACCGCCAAGCAAUCGUCUCAUCUGCUCCACCUCCACCCCAUUUAACGCACUCUCCCCAGCCUCCACUCUCCGCUCCCUCCUUCGCGGCGGCACGGCAGAGGCCAUUAACGCCGCUGCGGCGAGCGCCGAGAGGAAAUGGGCGGCGACGGGGACGGCACGAGGGCGCUGGACCAGACGCCGACGUGGGCCGUGGCCGCCGUCUGCGCUGUCAUCGUCGCGGCAUCCAUCCUCCUCGAGGGCCUCCUCCACCACCUCGGCCAGUUGCUCAACAAGAAGCGGAAGAUAGCGCUGUUCGACGCUCUGGAGAAGGUUAAAUCCGAGCUGAUGACUCUGGGGUUCAUAUCGCUGCUGCUGACCGUGACGGGGAGGUACAUAGCGCACAUCUGCAUCCCGGAGGGAGCCGCCAACACCAUGCUGCCCUGCCGCCGUCAGUCCGGCCACUCGGAGGCGGAGGAGCCCGAGGACCAUGGCCGACGGCACCUGUCUGAAGAUCCCACCAACCUUUUUUCCUGCCCCAAAGGCAUGGUGUCGCUUGUUUCAGCCGACGGCAUGCAUCAGCUGCACAUUUUCGUCUUCUUCUUGGCCGUCUUCCAUGUUACCUUCAGUUUCUUCACAAUGUCCCUGGGUAGAGCAAAGACUCGUAUAUGGAAGGUGUGGGAAAAGGAAACUUGCUCCCCUGAGUAUAAUUAUUUAAAUGACCCCUCAAAGUUCAGGCUCACGCACCAAACAUCUUUUGUGAGGCAACAUGCAAGCUGUUGGAGCAAAAGCACAAUCACUCUCUAUUUUGUGAGCUUCUUUAGGCAGUUCUUCCGAUCUGUUCGGAGGACAGACUACCUUACUUUACGACAUGGAUUCAUUUCUGCUCAUUUAUCUCCGGGGACUAGGUUCAAUUUUCGAAAGUACAUUAAAAGGUCCUUGGAGGAUGAUUUUAAGACAGUUGUUGGCAUUAGUCCACCGUUAUGGGCUUCUGCUUUGGCUGUCAUGCUCUUCAAUGUUCAUGGAUGGCACAACUUAUUCUGGUUCUCUACAAUUCCCCUUGUAGUGAUUCUAGCAGUUGGAACAAAGCUGCAGGCUAUAAUUGCUAUGAUGGCUAUUGAAAUUACAGAGAGGCAUACAGUUAUUCAAGGCAUGCCAGUGGUAAAACUGAGUGAUGAUCAUUUCUGGUUCGGGAAGCCUCGUUUGGUUCUCCACCUCAUCCAUUUCGCAUCAUUUCAGAAUGCAUUUGAAAUUACAUAUUUCUUUUGGAUUUGGUACGAAUUUGGCCUGAGGUCCUGCUUCCAUGACAACUUUGAGCUUAUCAUUGCAAGAGUCUGCCUUGGAGCUAUCGUCCAAUUUAUGUGCAGCUAUAUCACCCUUCCACUCUAUGCCCUUGUGUCUCAGAUGGGUUCACAAAUGAAGAGAACAAUUUUCGACGAGCAGACAGCAAAGGCCCUGAAGAAAUGGCACAAGGCCGUGGUGAAGAAGAAGCACCACAACAAGGGUUCAUCUCACGACUCCUCCGAGACCCCUAGCACGGACACAGCAACACCGGCGAGGGAGGCGGGCGAGUGGCAGCGGCUGCACGACGUGCCGGUCCGGCACCUCCACCGGUACAAGACCAUCGCGCACGUCGGCGGCGCGAGGAGCCCGCUGUCGGACUCGGACUACAGCGACACGGACGACACCGAGCCGCUGUCGUCGUCGCAGACGAGGCACCUGAUACCGCCGGCGAAGCAGCGGAGCCUCGACACCGAGCGCGCGGAGGUGCGCGUGGACGUCGUAGAGACGGUGGCGGCGGUGGCGCCACGCGACGUCCUGCAAGACAGCUUCUCGUUUCCAAGGCUGCUUCCCCCUCGCCAUGUGCCGGACAAGUGAAGUGAACACCGGCCUGCUUAGAACUAAGACUGUCUUAUAUAUAGGGAUAAUUCAAUAGUAGUUUCAAAGUAUAAGUGCUUUUGGUUUUUCUGUGCUACGUCUAUGUAGCAAAGGUUAUGAAUUUAGAAAAGCCAAAAGGAUUUAUUAGUUUGAAAUGGAGUAAUAAUAAUAGUAUAGUAGACUAGUAGUCGAAGCUAACCUACAUGAGAGAUAGUGUUUUCUAGUCGAUUUUUAGAUGAUCGUAAUCCAGAUUCUUAGUAUAGGUGCCUGUAAGUGAUGUCUGGAUUGAUGAGUGUUGAGUGGGAAUGUUUCUUUUUCGGGCUAAUUUUCUUGGACGCUAAGUGAUUGCACGGGACAGUAAAGCCGAGUGAAAUCGGUGGAGCCUUCACUUAGAGGGCACUUUUGCUGCACUGCACGCCUGUACCUUCAAACUGAGCAAUGAUACUGAUAGGCAGAGGAGCUGAAUAAGAAGCUAAGGUGAUACUGCUGCUGCUAAUCAUCCA
Messenger RNA from Sorghum bicolor (sorghum), 2391 nucleotides. Its product is annotated as MLO-like protein 9. The transcript is spliced from 15 exons. Gene Ontology annotation, biological process: defense response. Lineage: Eukaryota; Viridiplantae; Streptophyta; Magnoliopsida; Poales; Poaceae. Gene Ontology annotation, cellular component: membrane. Bases 170 to 1888 code for a protein of 572 amino acids. The record is from RefSeq and is a predicted model, not a curated record.